AUGAUAUUUUCUUUAGAUGAAUUAGUACAGUGGCUGGGACUGACAAUUUUUGAAAUAUGGAUAAAUUUAAUUUCAUUAACAAUCUUCACAAUGUUAUUAGCUCUUAAGUUGGAUGAUAAUUAUUUCUUGGGUCAUACAGGAUGGUGGAUAGUAUUUUCACCACUUUUUGUUGCAGAUGGUUUGAAUACAUAUUUUUGUGCAAUUAUUUUCAUAAGAAUGCACAUGGAAGGAAUGAUCAAAGCUGCUAUUUUAAGAACACUAUGGAGUCUCAUAUUGUUACUCCUAAUAUUUGUUUUUAAAUAUCUCCUAUGUAAAAAGCUGUCAGGUCAAAGCCCUUUAGAGUAUUCAGAAGUUUUAAGCCCUAUAUUUAUCCUCUUGCAAUUAAUUGCAGUUAGAGCAUGUCAACUUCAUUGAU
Molecule: messenger RNA, 415 nt
Organism: Eufriesea mexicana
Lineage: Eukaryota; Metazoa; Arthropoda; Insecta; Hymenoptera; Apidae
Product: transmembrane protein 203
Exons: 1
Coding region: 1-414 (137 amino acids)
Biological process (GO): intracellular calcium ion homeostasis
Cellular component (GO): endoplasmic reticulum
Source: RefSeq, a predicted model, not a curated record